AUCGACCUGCGUGGGGGUGAAGCUGAAGUCUGCCCGUCCCCUGCAGUCUGCAGACGCCAUGGCUCGGCUGGUGGAGUGUGUUCCCAACUUCUCUGAGGGUCGAGACAAACAGGUGAUCGAUGCCAUCUCAGCAGCCAUCUCAGAGACCCCGGGCUGCAGCCUGCUGGACGUUGACCCGGGGGCCUCCACCAACCGCACCGUCUACACCUUCGUGGGUCCCCCGGAGGCCGUGGUGGAGGGGGCGCUGAACGCCGCCCGGCGGGCCUUUGGCCUCAUGGAUAUGAGCAAACACUCGGGAGAACAUCCACGGACCGGAGCGCUGGACGUCUGUCCCUUCGUCCCCGUCCAGAACGUCAGCAUGGACGACUGCGUCCGCUGUGCCGACGAGUUUGGACGGAAACUGGCAGAGAUGCUGCGUGUUCCUGUUUAUCUGUACGGAGAAGCAGCACGGUCCGACUCCAGGAGGAGUCUGCCGUCGCUGCGGUCCGGAGAGUACGAAGCUCUACCUGAGAAGCUGAAACGUGCAGAGUGGGCCCCGGACUUUGGCCCCGCCCUCUUCGUACCAUCAUGGGGCGCCACGGUAACCGGCGCUCGCAAGUUCCUGAUCGCAUACAAUGUGAAUGUGAUCGGCACCAAAGAACAGGCUCAUCGUAUCGCCCUGGACAUCCGCGAGCAGGGCCGAGGGAAGGACCAGCCAGGGCUCCUGAAGAAGGUGCAGGGGAUGGGUUGGUACCUGGAGGAGGCCAACCUUGCUCAGGUGUCCACCAACAUCCUGGACUUUGAGCUGACGCCGCUCCACGCUGUGUAUGAAGAGAUCUGUAGGGACGCUGAGGAGCUGAAGCUACCGGUGGUCGGCUCUCAGAUCGUAGGUUUGAUCCCCCUGAAGGCUCUGCUGGACUCUGCUGACUUCUACAUCAAAAGAGACCAGCUCUUCAUCAUCGAAGAAGAGCACAAAGUCCGCCUGGUGAUCAGUAAACUGGGCCUGGAUUCCCUCGGCCCGUUCAACCCAAAGGAGAGAAUCAUAGAGUACAUGGUGAAGUCACAGGAAGAAGGCGGGCUUAUAUCUCUGUCUCUGCAGCAGUUUGUUCACAGCGUUGGAGCUCGGACAGCAGCUCCAGGAGGGGGAUCUGUUUCUGCUGCCAUCGCUGCCCUGGGGGCAGCACUGGGCGCCAUGGUGGGACAGAUGACAUAUGGAAAGAGACAGUUUGAGAACCUGGACAGCGUCAUGAGGAGGCUGAUUCCUCCGUUUCAUCAGGCCAUGAAUGAGCUGCUACGCAUGGUGGAUGCUGACUCCACCGCCUUCAGCAGCUACAUGGCGGCGCUGAAAAUGCCCAGGAACACAGCAGAGGAGAUGAAAAGAAGAGAAGCUGCCAUGCAGGAAGGUCUGCAGCAGGCUGUGGCCGUCCCUUUGGCUCUGGCUGAGAAGAUCAGCAUCCUCUGGCCGCCUCUGAGACAAAUGGUUCAGUUCGGCAACAUUGGCUGCAAGUCAGAUGCUCAGGUCGCAGCUAAAGCCCUGGAAACGGCCGUUUUUGGAGCGUACUAUAAUGUCCUGAUCAACCUCAAAGACGUCUCAGAUGAAGCCUUCAAACUGGCCACGCAGAGACGAGUUUGUGAGCUGCUGCAGGAAGCCAGAGACAACGUGACCUCCAUCCUGGACGCUGCUGACAAGAGAACAUGACAACGUGGAAGAAAUAAAACCACAAUUCAGAAAAA
Molecule: messenger RNA, 1713 nt
Organism: Fundulus heteroclitus (mummichog)
Lineage: Eukaryota; Metazoa; Chordata; Actinopteri; Cyprinodontiformes; Fundulidae
Product: formimidoyltransferase-cyclodeaminase-like
Exons: 14
Coding region: 59-1678 (539 amino acids)
Molecular function (GO): folic acid binding; transferase activity
Source: RefSeq, a predicted model, not a curated record